Messenger RNA from Felis catus (domestic cat), 786 nucleotides. RefSeq names its product spliceosome-associated protein CWC15 homolog. Gene Ontology annotation, molecular function: RNA binding. NCBI's taxonomy places the organism in Eukaryota, Metazoa, Chordata, Mammalia, Carnivora, Felidae. Gene Ontology annotation, biological process: mRNA cis splicing, via spliceosome. The coding region runs from base 26 to 670 and encodes 214 amino acids. The transcript is spliced from 2 exons. Gene Ontology annotation, cellular component: catalytic step 2 spliceosome. The record is from RefSeq and is a predicted model, not a curated record.
GCAGAGGCUCCUGGGAGCAUAAAAGAUGACAACAGCAGCUAGGCCAACUUUUGAACCUGCAAGAGGGGGGAGAAGAAAAGGAGAAGGUGAUUUGAGCCAACUCUCAAAGCAGUAUUCAAGUAGAGACCUACCUUCUCAUACAAAGAUAAAAUAUACACAAACCACUCAGAAUGCCCCUGAAGAGGUUCGCAACCGUGACUUCAGGAGAGAGCUGGAGGAGAGAGAGCGAGCUGCCGCCAGAGAAAAAAAUAGAGAUCGUCCAACACGAGAACAUACAACCUCCUCAUCAGUGUCCAAGAAACCUCGGUUAGACCAGAUUCCUGCUGCCAACCUUGAUGCAGAUGAUCCUCUAACAGAUGAGGAAGAUGAAGAUGAAGAUUUUGAAGAGGAGAGUGAUGAUGAUGAUACUGCAGCUCUUCUUGCAGAGCUAGAAAAAAUUAAAAAAGAAAGAACUGAAGAGCAGGCCAGGAAGGAACAAGAACAAAAAGCUGAAGAAGAAAGAAUACGUAUGGAAAACAUAUUGAGUGGAAACCCUCUCCUUAAUCUCACUGGCCCAUCCCAGCCUCAGGCCAACUUCAAAGUUAAAAGAAGGUGGGAUGAUGAUGUUGUUUUCAAGAACUGUGCAAAAGGUGUAGAUGAAUCAGAAGAAAGACAAAAGAUUUGGAAAUGAUACACUGCGAUCUGAAUUUCACAAAAAGUUCAUGGAGAAAUAUAUUAAAUAGUACAGUUUUAUGUGCUUAAUUAAAGACUGUAAAAUGUAAACAAAAAAAAAAACAAGAUGUGAAU